AUGCAACAAAAGACGAUCGUCGUCGAGGAAACCGAAAAAGAAAGAGAUGACGUACUUCGGCAAAAAAGGACGGGACAAAAGCGUUAUGCGUUCGAUGUAGUUUUCGAUGAAGAUUCCACACAGGACGAAGUGUACGAAAAGACGACGAAGAGCUUGGUGAAAGACAUACUCGUCGGUUUUAACGCCACCGUGUUCGCUUAUGGGGCCACGGGCAGCGGCAAGACACACACGAUGGUUGGGCACGGCGGCGAGACGGGCAUCAUGGUCCGAGCUAUUAGCGAUUUGUUCGACAUUGUGAGCAAAAACGCUUACCAAUACACGGUAAAAAUGUCGUAUUUAGAAAUAUACAACGAGAACAUCCGGGACCUCCUGAACCCGGCGUCGGGUUUCCUGGAGCUCCGUGAAGACACGUCCAGGAACCGGAACAUCCAAGUGACCGGGCUCUCGGAAGUCGUGGUGGUAUCCAUCGACGAGGUGAUGGGGCUGCUGCACCAGGGAAACCGGCAGCGGACAGUGGAGCCGACGGGCGUGAACAAAACGUCUUCCAGAAGUCAUGCGCUGCUCAGCGUAACGGUGUGCAAGGCCUCCAGGACGGCGACGGCCGUGCGGCAAGGCAGGCUGUUCAUGAUCGACCUGGCGGGAUCCGAGAGAGCCAGCCACACCAAGAACCGAGGAAAACGGCUAAAAGAAGGGGCACAUAUCAACAGGUCUCUGCUGGCUUUGGGGAACUGUAUAAACGCCCUGAGUGGAGGAACGAACCCGCGAUUCGUAAACUACCGUGACAGCAAACUUACCCGGUUGCUUCGUGAAUCCCUUAGCGGAAAUUGUCGGACGGUAAUGAUCGCACACGUCAGCUCAGCGGCGUCACAUAAGGACGAGACCAGGAACACCUUGAUCUACGCCGCCAGAGCCAGUGGUAUCUCACACAAGGUCGAGAGGAACGUUUUGAACGUGUCGUUUCAAGUGAAUCAGUAUAGGUCAGUUAUAUCGGACCUACGUAACGAGAUCUCUCGGCUGAGAACGAAACUGGACGAGGGCCGGACAAAGUCUUCGAGCGGCCAGCACAGCGAUACGCCUGUGAACCAGAUAAGAGACCAGAUUGUAGGCACGUUUCGUGAACAAAUGAAGCUCAGACGAAAGCUGAUGGACAUCGACGGACACCUGUUGUCGUUGGGCGUGGAGGCCGAACGGCAACACCAGAUAAUCAGCCAAUGGGAAUCGAGAAACAAUAGACUGUACUGCCGGAGGACCAGUAGCCAACGCAGGCCAAACACCAAGGGUUCCAACAACACUUCAAACACGGAUUCCUUAGACAACGACCAGCUAAACAUGCACCAGGCGUGGUCGGACCUGAGUUACAUUGAACACGAACAGGAAAGGUACGUGGCGUUGAGGUCCAAAACAGUGAGCGAACUGGACGCGGUCCGGCAACAGGCAGUGGCCUUAGAAAAUAACCUUCCGAAACGUUUGGAUUCGGAGACGGAACGCGAGCUGCUCUCGUUGAUAUGUCGUGUCCAUGAGUUGGAAGCCGACAAAAUGGCGUUGCAAGGUGAACGGCUAGUCGAGUCGUACGAGCUGCGCCGCAGAGGAGAUCUGUUGCACAAGAUGCACCGGCAACAGCGCAUAACCGAUGAUAUUAUCACGAAACAGCGGCAAAUCAUCGAAGGUCAAAACAUGCCGUUACCGACCGAUCUGAAAGAGCUGUACCGGUCGUACCAGCAAGAAAUACACGCCAACUCGUACAAUACGGACGUAAACGCUUUACCACUGACGUCCACCAUGCAGUCAAUCGACAAGAGUUUCGAGAAAGCUACCAUCGACGACCAACCUGAAAAAAAUAGGACGUAUACCGCGGAAAGUCGUGUUCAGCCGAUUACGCCGGAAUCAAGACUAUUCACGACCUCGAGCAACGAGAGCUUGGCUGCUGGCUUCGACUGGGAAAAGGACUCCGGAAGUUUGCCGCCUAUCAAUCAAUCAACUGUUGUUCCACACUCCAGAGACGAAAUCCCGUCACCCGUCCCGGCUUCAGUGCUGUUUCCUCCGAUUUCCAAUCGCUUUCGAUAA
This is a messenger RNA of Macrosiphum euphorbiae (potato aphid), 2064 nucleotides long. NCBI's taxonomy places the organism in Eukaryota, Metazoa, Arthropoda, Insecta, Hemiptera, Aphididae. The record is from the annotation of a GenBank genome assembly.